This is a messenger RNA of Cucumis sativus (cucumber), 2026 nucleotides long. Its product is annotated as PTI1-like tyrosine-protein kinase 3. Lineage: Eukaryota; Viridiplantae; Streptophyta; Magnoliopsida; Cucurbitales; Cucurbitaceae. Gene Ontology annotation, biological process: protein phosphorylation. The transcript has 8 exons. Gene Ontology annotation, molecular function: protein tyrosine kinase activity; ATP binding. Bases 483 to 1574 code for a protein of 363 amino acids. The record is from RefSeq and is a predicted model, not a curated record.
UGUGAAUCUAUGUUUCAAUUUUCUAUUUAUAGGCUCAUCUUCUUUAUCUCUUCGUGAUAUUGGUUUCCUGAAAGGUUGAAAGUUUUCAAGCAUUGGUUUGGGGGUAUUGAUGUUUUUUUUUAAUUAAUAUAUUUAAAUUGGUUGUGGGAGGGGAUAUUUUUCCAUUGUUGUAUUUUGAAAUAUUUGGAACUGUCUGUCGUUCUACUACCUGGAAGUUGAAUUGUUCAAGAAGGAUGUGAUCAUGUGUAAGGGUGGCGGGGGUUUGAGUUAUGUGGCAAUAAAAUAAUCUCGAGAUUAUGAAGGUAAUAUAGUUUGAGAAGGUGAGGUAUUGGUGGAAUUGAAAGAUCUGAGGCAUUCUUCAUCAAUGAAUUCUAAGUAUAUUUCAACCAUUAUCACGAGCGCAUGCCCCUCCUCCUGGUUACUUCGUUCGUUUGAAGAAUACAGGUUCUAAAGACGAUCUAUAUCUAAGUAAAAAGGAUAGAAUGCGCAGGUGGCUUUGUUGUACUUGUCAAAUUGAAGAGGCCUACCCAUCAGCGGAAAGUGAGCACCUGAAAAGCCCACGAAGUUAUGGAGAUGGUCACGUUCAAAGAAAAGAGGCAGCUACUUUCAAAUCUGAAGCACCAAAAACUCCUCCUCCCAUAGAAGUGCCAGCGUUGUCUCUGGAAGAACUGAAAGAAAAGACUGACAACUUUGGGUCUAAGGCACUGAUUGGUGAAGGGUCUUAUGGUCGAGUUUAUUAUGCUAGUUUAAAUGAUGGGAAAGCUGUGGCUGUGAAGAAGCUGGAUGUUUCUUCCGAGCCCGACUCCAGUGUUGACUUUUUGACGCAGGUUUCUACUGUCUCAAGGUUGAAACAUGAAAAUUUUGUUGAGUUGCACGGAUAUUGUGUUGAAGGAAAUCUCCGUGUACUUGCAUAUGAAUUUGCAACUAUGGGUUCUCUACAUGACAUAUUGCAUGGUAGAAAGGGAGUGCAAGGAGCACAGCCUGGUCCUGUUCUCGAUUGGAUGCAGAGAGUGAGAAUUGCUGUUGAUGCAGCUCGAGGAUUGGAAUACUUGCAUGAGAAGGUUCAGCCUUCUAUCAUACAUAGAGAUGUUAGAUCCAGCAAUGUGCUUCUCUUCGAAGAUUUCAAAGCAAAGAUUGCAGACUUUAACCUUUCAAACCAGGCUCCUGACAUGGCUGCUCGGCUUCACUCUACUCGUGUUUUAGGAACUUUUGGCUAUCAUGCUCCAGAGUAUGCAAUGACGGGACAAUUGACACAGAAGAGUGAUGUCUAUAGCUUUGGAGUCGUUCUACUUGAACUUUUGACCGGGAGGAAGCCGGUUGAUCAUACCAUGCCUCGCGGUCAGCAGAGUCUUGUUACUUGGGCUACCCCAAGACUAAGUGAAGACAAAGUCAAACAAUGUGUUGAUCCAAGGCUGAAGGGUGAAUAUCCCCCCAAAGGAGUUGCCAAGCUGGCCGCUGUGGCAGCUCUGUGUGUGCAGUACGAAGCCGAGUUCAGGCCAAACAUGAGCAUCGUUGUCAAGGCUCUCCAGCCACUUCUAAAGCCACCUGCCCCUGCUCCGGCCGUGGAACCUUGAAGUAAAUUGAUCUCAGUUUUCUUCCUCACUGUUGAUAUAUGUGUCAGCGCCUACAUUGCAAUGUUUGCUUUCAUGGUGACCGUAUAGAAUUCAUAAUAUUCAUUAUUUAUUCCAAUUAUUAUUGUUAUUUUUUCUUGUCUUGAAGAAGAUGCUUGAGUCAUGUUUGAUUGGAUUGAAAAUAGGUUGCUGCUUUUCUUGUAAGCAAUUCUUCUUGUGUAGCCUGUUGUUGGUAAUAGCACUCGGUUGUUAAAAAUGUUUUUCCCCUUUCGUUUUUUGGAGUCAUCAAGUGAGAAGACUCAGUGGGAGUGCUACAUGGUGUGGUGGAAAACACAUUUGGAUUACAGUUUGCUGUCCCUCACUCCUUUGAUAUUAAUGGAUAUGGGUUGGUUUUCUCGGUUGUCAUCGAAAAUGGUCUUAAUUUAUUUAUAGUUUAUGUAAGUGCUUUAAGUACU